Beta vulgaris subsp. vulgaris (sugar beet) is the source of this 955-nucleotide messenger RNA. RefSeq lists its product as uncharacterized. The transcript has 3 exons. Gene Ontology annotation, cellular component: mitochondrion. Bases 289 to 597 code for a protein of 102 amino acids. NCBI's taxonomy places the organism in Eukaryota, Viridiplantae, Streptophyta, Magnoliopsida, Caryophyllales, Amaranthaceae. The record is from RefSeq and is a predicted model, not a curated record.
CAUCAUACAUACCUCAUACCCGCAACGAUCCUCCCAAUAAUCUCAAUCUAACUAGUACUACAGCUGCAAAAUACUCCCGCCCUAACCCGUACUACAGCUGGUGGUCUCUUCACUAUUCACACAAUCACACCUGGUGGUUCUUGCAAUCUUGCUCCUCGGCCCUAACCACUCACCACCGGCGCCAACUUGUUCUCUCCGGCCUCCGCCAGUCGCCAACUCGCCACCGUCCUCACUGUCCUCAACUCUUCACGCCUGACGCCAGGGCAGUGACGGCAAGGAGGAAGAGAUAUGAGUGCGGCGACAGGGUUGAAGAAUAUGGUGGCAGCUGCUGCUUUGAGAGGAGUAACAGAGGCAAGGGCUCAAAUAUUUGGGCAUGUACUUAACCCCAUGUCUCAAAGAUCUGCUCAUAAAGUACUCAGGAAGAAGCUCAUCGGUGAGAAAGUUGCUGAAUGGUAUCCCUACGACAUUAAGCAUGAUGACCCUGUUGUCAUGGCUCAGAAAGAAGAAGAGCGCUUGAGUAAGCUUGAAAUGUUGAAGCGUCGUGGAAAGGGACCUCCAAAGAAGGGGCACGGAAAGCGUGCUUCUAAACGCAAGUAGAGGCUGACUGAUGGCACCCACAGUAAGAAUAAUUGAAGCAGUUGCAACAGAAAACUAGAUUUAGAGCUUUUGAAUAUGGUUCAUUUGCAUGGGAUGUUACCCUUUAGUGAUACUCCACAAUCUUUUAAGCUUCGGUUGUUUUGGACUUAUUUUCAGCCAAUGCAGUUUCUCGUAGUUCAGUUAGGUUUAGUUCGGUUCAUGCACUCUCUUAUGUUUAGUUUUCUCGCUUUUCAGUUCCUUUUGUACCAAAAGGACGGGGCCUAAAUUCGAUCUAGAUUUUGUCAAGCAUAAUCUCCGCAUCAGAUAAACAUUCUAAAUCCCAUGACUUUUUUUAAUUAAUUAAUUUAUUUAUUCAAAA